Trypanosoma cruzi is the source of this 1853-nucleotide messenger RNA. RefSeq names its product dispersed gene family protein 1 (DGF-1), putative. NCBI's taxonomy places the organism in Eukaryota, Euglenozoa, Kinetoplastea, Trypanosomatida, Trypanosomatidae. The record is from RefSeq and is a predicted model, not a curated record. The transcript has a single exon. The annotation marks the transcript as partial.
AUGUGGUCUGCGGAGGGUGCGUGUCCGCGCAGCCGGCACCGCGUGCGGCGCAGGGCCAUUGCGGCUGUGCGUGUGGCGCUGCUUGCGGCGUUGGCGGUGGCUGCUGCUGCUGCGUGUAUGCCCGCGGUGCAUGCGGUUGUGUUGCGACUGCGGGGCGGCACGGUGGAGAGAGCCAUCACGGUUGGCCGCGCCGUGGACACGGUGCUGAUGGACGGCGUGUCCAUCACGAACGGCGUGGCUGUGGUGUUCGACGUUGCGGCGAUGCUUCCCGGCGCGCUGCGCAUCGAAUUGAGGAACUGCGUGUGCGACGGCGGUGCGCAGAUCUACGUGCGGGGCUACAGCGGCGAGGCGGCGAGUGACCGGAGCCUGGAGGUGAGCGUGAGCGGGCUGUCCGGGAGCUACUGCUCGCUUGUGUUUGUGGACAACCUGCCGGAACACACAAACGUGACGGUCCGUGACUCGACAAUUGUGACGCCGGGGCCGAUGCGCUACUCCCAGCUGAGCGGGCUGACGGACGCGGUGGCGUCACCGCUUGUGCUGUACGCGACGUCGCUGUUGCAGACACAGCUGCGUGUGAGCAACACUGUGCUGAGGUCGUUGCACGCGGGCGGGUCGGCGGUGUACGUUGGCGGCGGUGUGGACCUGCUGUCGAGCGCGGUGGUGCUUGACGGCGUGUUGCUGGAGGCGUCGGGCGGUCCGACCGCAUCCGCGAUGCAUGUGGCGUCCUCGUCGCGUCUCAGUUUGCGGAGCCACUCGGUGUUCUCCGUGACGAACGUGUCGGUUGUGAGCAGCGGCGGUGGCUUUGUGCUUGGCGAGCGCCUCGCGGUGUUUGAUUCAGUGCUGCGCUUCGUGGGCGUCGAGGGGUCUGUCGCGUCGUCGCUGGUGCGCUGCGACGGUGGGACGGUCGGUGCCGGCGGGUGGCUGGACAUGCACGACGUGUGGGCGGUGGGCGAGGCGUCGUCGGUGGCGUCGCUGUCGGGGGUGACGCUGAGCGGCGGUGCCGUGUCGAUUGCGCGCUGCGCUGCCGCUGGCGCGACGCUUGUCUCCGGGCUGACGAUCACGAGCGGGGCCGUGUCGGUGCAGUGCAACCGUGCCGGCGGCCGGGUGCUGCAGAGCAGCGACGACUACCGUUCGGCCGGCAUGUUUUCCGUGAGCGUGGUGCCGUGCGACGGCUGUGCGGCAGCGCUGGCAUGCUUCGAUGCGCUGACGGCUUCGUUCUCUGACUGCGCGUGCGGCUGCCGUGCCGGCGGUCUGGGCGAGGCAUGCCUGCCGUUCGACGUGCCGCCUGCGGGGUCCGGUGGCGGUGGUGGCGGCGCGGAGGGCUGCGUGAGUGGCGUGACGCUGACGGAGUCGGUGACGGUUGGCGGCGGGCGUGCGACGGCGUGCUUCGACUCGGUGUUGUUCAGCGGCCCAAUCACUGUGGCGGUGGACCUGCGCUCGAUGGACGCGUUCGCUGACGCUCUGAACGUGACGCUGCGCCACUGCGUGCUUGCGGGCGGUGCGCAGCUGCGGAUUGGUGGCCUCAGCGAUAGCACGGCGCGUCCGAUGCCGCACGCCCUCGUCAACAUGACGAAUGUGACGUCGCUGGAGGGCACGAUCGUGCUGCAUGGCGCGAUGCCGCCGAACUCGAGUGUGCUGCUGGCGAACUCAACGCUGCGCGCGACGGUUGGCGGGUCGCAGUACGUGUCGAUAACUCCUGGCCUUACGGGAUACCGGUACGGCCCCGCGCUUGUUCUGGACGGCGUCCGGCUACUGUCGACGCGGUUUGUCAUGACGCGGUCGACGCUGGUGUGUUACGGGGGUUCGUGCGCUGCCAUCCUCGUGGAGCGCGGCCUUGUCGUGAACCUGUUCAG